AUGGCGACGUCGUCUAUGCGCAUUGCCUGUGGCGGAAACAACCGUUUCACCGCCGGGGUCGGUAUUCAUAAAAGGUGUGAUAUCUGUUCUGUCGGGAUUGGUGAUUGGACUCGAUCAACGGUGAGGAAGGGGAGGAUCUCGGCGGUGGCGACGGCGAGCGGACAUGAGAAUGGUUUGAUUAUGGAACAAAAGAGGAAGCGUGGGGGAGGAAAGAGCGACGCUGUUCAGGCUCAGGAGAGGCUUGAUCGGUGGAUGAGAGAAUCGGUGGUGGAUAUUGUGAAGAAUUUGAAGGACGCACCGUUGCUGGUACAGGUUUAUUCAAAGAGGAAAAGCGAAACAGUGACGAUAGCGACGGAGAAGGCGGUUAUGGAGGAGGAUUGGGAGGUGGUGAAGGAGAGAUGGGAGGCGGGAGAGAGUCCGAUGCCGGAUGGAGUUAUAUUCGUGGAGGAGUUAGGUGAAGAUGAGGCGGCGGAGGAAGACGGUGGAAGGGGAUUGCAAGAAAGGACAACGAAGGUGUGGGGGAUAGUGGUUCAAGGGAAAGGUGUUGGGUGUGGGCCGGUUUGUUAUUUGCUGAAAACGAGCCGGGUCGGAGCAGGACCCGGUUCGGGAAUGAGUGUUUUCUCGACCCACUUUUGUUUGGUUAGAGUGAAGAGUUUCAGAGAAACUGCACAGUCUCAACUUAAAAAUAGUUGGCUUUUACAGAGUCAAUGGCUUCAAUGA
Molecule: messenger RNA, 720 nt
Organism: Lathyrus sativus (Indian pea)
Lineage: Eukaryota; Viridiplantae; Streptophyta; Magnoliopsida; Fabales; Fabaceae
Source: the annotation of a GenBank genome assembly